Phytophthora infestans T30-4 is the source of this 830-nucleotide messenger RNA. RefSeq lists its product as uncharacterized. Gene Ontology annotation, molecular function: DNA-binding transcription factor activity, RNA polymerase II-specific; RNA polymerase II cis-regulatory region sequence-specific DNA binding. NCBI's taxonomy places the organism in Eukaryota, Oomycota, Peronosporomycetes, Peronosporales, Peronosporaceae. The record is from RefSeq and is a predicted model, not a curated record. Gene Ontology annotation, biological process: regulation of transcription by RNA polymerase II. Bases 30 to 830 code for a protein of 266 amino acids. The transcript has a single exon. Gene Ontology annotation, cellular component: transcription regulator complex; PcG protein complex.
ACGAAGCACACUGUACACUGAACACAGCGAUGCAAGCCAUGCUCAACAACAAGAAGCUGCUUCCCAACAGCGGUGGCAAUCUCCUGCCGAGCCGGCCGACAAAGGCGACUGAGUCACGGCGCGCUCCGCCGUCGCAAGAUCGGCCGUUCGCAUGCCCGAUCCCGACCUGCGGCGGUCGAUUCCACCGCAAGUUCACGCUACACGAGCACAUGAAGACACACACUGGAGAGCAACCCCACCAUCGCCCUGUUGAAGGCUGCGGCAAGCGAUUCAGCACCUCCGGCAACCUGGCGCGGCACCGGAAACUGCACUCCGUCCAGAAACUCAACUGUCCGACACCGUACUGCUCCCGGGAAUUCACAAGUCGUGAAAAGCUCAUGAGACACAUCAAGGUCCACCUCGCCGGCACGCCGCAUACCUGCCACAUCGAAGGCUGCGGCAAGACCUUCAGCACGGCUGGAAACCUGACACGGCACCGACGAACGCGGCACAACGCCCCACCGACCAAUCGGACGGCCGGACCACCCAUGCUGAAGAGCUUUUCAUUCCCCGAGCAGCCGCAGCGUCACUUCAUCGCGCAAGGGCUGCCCACCCGAAUGGUGCAGUACCCGGUCGUCCCUGGUGCCAUGCUCGUGAAAACCCCAGUGUGGUCCGCUGUGCCACCCCAAGAAGCAGUGGCUCCGAGACCUUCCUACAACCGCAUCUCCGAUCAAGACGUGCGGGACCUGCUUGAUUGCCUCUUUGUCGAGAACCACGCGGGUACGCUCGUCAACAACGUAGGCGGCAUCAUCCGUAGCGAGCCAUUCCUCCGUGGAGCCUUCCACCAGUGA